This is a messenger RNA of Paecilomyces variotii, 1535 nucleotides long. Its product is annotated as origin recognition complex, subunit 6. The record is from RefSeq and is a predicted model, not a curated record. Gene Ontology annotation, cellular component: nuclear origin of replication recognition complex. Gene Ontology annotation, molecular function: DNA binding. Bases 108 to 1460 code for a protein of 450 amino acids. Gene Ontology annotation, biological process: DNA replication. The transcript has 2 exons. Lineage: Eukaryota; Fungi; Ascomycota; Eurotiomycetes; Eurotiales; Thermoascaceae.
CACAGCUCCGAGCUUAACGCCGGACUGUCAACCUGCGUAUAUAUUUCUGCUUGACAAUUCGAACCACGAUAUACUGUCUCUGUUAAGGGUCGACACACCUUAAAGCCAUGAACAAUAGACCUGUUGAACAGGCUCUCGCCACCCUUCUUCCAACGCAUGCGGAUGAUCUGCCCCCCGAGCUGCUCAGCUUGGCCCUAUCGCUUGUUGCGCAAUCGCGGAGCUACUCGACGAGUCUGAAGCCCGAGGAGGAAAUCGCGCGGCCGUAUGCGUGCGCGGAGAUAGCUUGUAAGAGACUAAGUCGGUCGCUCAAACUUCCGCCCUUAUUGGGACAUCCACCAUGCCCUCCACGCCUCUACAAGAAGCUGUACGCGUUCCUUGACCGGUCACUCGCGAGUAGCACCGUUUCUACGAAACGUACGGGAUAUGGGUCGGUAGCAGGGACCCCUACGCGACCUUCAUCUGUCACAACGACACCGACGAAGAAUGGAGGCACGGGAUUGAGAACGGCCACGCCUCGGACACUGCAGGGCACGCCUACCAAAUCGACUCCUCUGAAGAGGAGCACGGUUGAUCCGGCCACGUCGCCGUCAAUAUCGCGACAACAACUUCCUGUGAGGAGGGCGGGAAUCAAUGGUUCUGCAUCAACAAUCAUCGGCGACGCGCCCAAAUGGGUGAUGCCCGCCAUCCGUACCGUGUGUAAGACGCUUUCCACACCAGCACCCAGGAUGAGCACAUGGUCACGGCCUCCAAUCUCGAGAACACUUCCGCCACAUAUAUUCUCCGGAGUCUCGUCGAUAUUGCAUUUCAUCCCUUCUUCGGAGGCGGACAGCGGUGACCUGGAUGAGGACUCACUGGAGUUUUUGGAGCCGAUUACCAUGACACAGGACAAAGAAAAAGAUGAAGAUUAUAAAGAGCUUGUCAGCGCUCUCAUAGUAGCAGUUUACUUCCUCGUCCUUGCUAGACGGCGCAGUCCGGCCCCCGGAGAAGGUUCUGGAGAAGGUAAUGGCGAAGGCAGAAAGAUGGACAAGAAAACCUUCUCGGAGAUGCGCCAGACAGCGCUCACCAGCCUUGGACUUCCAAGUAAUGAGAAACGACACCGUGAAGAUGUUGACGCGUGGAUUGCUCUCAUUAUGGAGCAAGGUUGGGCAAAGGGCAGGGAAUGGUUCGAAAACGUCCCGCAAGCAGGCGCAGACUGGGACGAGGCCGCCCAGGAUGAUAUGGGUCUAAUGGACGAUAACGAGGAAGGUCCUUCUGGCACAAUAGGUACCAAGAGACGUAAGAAGGAUCAUCUCCUAGACGAAGCUUCCACAAGGGGCGGACUUCUUCCAGGUCUCGGUACUAUGAUGCAAGCUCGUAUAGACUGGCUCAGCGAGGAACGACAGGAGGAUUACCUGGAGUGGAAGAAGGAUAUAUUGAAGCGGGUUGAAAAGCUAGAGAGGACCAGCAAGGCCGUCGCUUGAUCCGCAUGCCCAGGAAAAUUUCACUUGUAUAUGAUACCCAGGAUAAAGAGUCGUGAUAAUGUGCAUUGAACAGUA